GUAUCGAAAACUAUAAAAAAUUUAUUUGUGACGACACGAAUUUAUAUUCUCGGAGGCAUUGACGACGAAAUGAGAUGACAUGAGGUGAUAAACAACAGAACAGAGUGUUUAUUCGAUUUAUUCCUCAAACACGAUUGGAAGAAAACCGAUAAACAAACACAUUACACAAGGAACAGUCUGUUAAUGGCAGGUGUCACCAGCUCAUUCCAAAUCCUCCAGUCUAUAAAUCUUAAACCUCCCACUCCAUCAAUCCCCACAAACUCAUAAACCCUCAAUUUUCUACACCUCAACUGUAAAUCAACAAAAUAUGGCUGUUGAAGAAGCAAAGAAGGUAGAGGUCGAACCUGAGUGCCUGGCUGAGCCACCGCCUCCUCCUCCACCCACCGUCGUGGAGAAGACACCUUCCGUUCCUGAGGAAAAACCCACCGAUGAAGCCAAAACCGUUUCCGUUGAAGAAAAGUCAGAGCCUUGCGAGGAGAAACCAACGGAGGGCUCCGUGGACAGAGAUGUUGUCCUCGCUCGAGUCGCAACAGAGAAGAAAGGCGCACUCAUCAAAGCAUGGGAAGAAAGCGAGAGAUCCAAAAUCGAUAACAAAGCCGAGAAGAAGCUAGCUGCCAUUGGAGCAUGGGAGAACAGCAAAAGAGCAGAACUGGAAGCUGAAUUGAAAAAGAUCGAGGAGACUCUAGAGAAGAAGAAGGCUAAAUACAUAGAGAAGAUGAAGAACAAAGUGGCUCUCCUUCACAAAACAGCAGAAGAAAAGAGAGCGAACACAGAAGCCAAACGUGGAGAAGAUGUAUUGAAAGCAGAAGAGCUUGCAGCUAAGUGUCGUGCUACUGGAGCUACCCCUAAGAAACUACUCAGAUGGUUUUCUAAAUAAUAAGCUUCUUUGCAAAUCUUUUAAAUUUUUGUUUAUUUGUGUAUUUGAUUUCAUGAUUUCAUGUUUUGAUUAUUAUUAUUUUUUGUGUGCAUUUUGUACCUAGAACAAAAUAAAAUAUAUACAUAUGUAACAACCAAGUUUCUAAAGUAACAUUUCUAUCAAGAAGUUUCAGAUUC
Molecule: messenger RNA, 1053 nt
Organism: Lactuca sativa (garden lettuce)
Lineage: Eukaryota; Viridiplantae; Streptophyta; Magnoliopsida; Asterales; Asteraceae
Product: remorin
Source: RefSeq, a predicted model, not a curated record